UUUUACAUAUUUUUAUCUGCAGAAUAUGCUGCCGUUGUAUCCGGAAUACAGUUCGGACCACCCUGUAUAUCAAUUUGAUACAGUAUUAAAGCUACUACGAAAAAAGAUUAAAAAUCAAUUUUGGGAGAGGUUCAGUUACUUUCUUAUUCGGCCAAAAAAGUGAGAAUAAGGACUGAAAUACCUAGUAAUUUUUUAAAUAUUUAAUUUUCACUGAACAGCACAUAAAUAUGUGACUGUAUACUCUGUUACAAUUAUAAUACGCGUGUGAAUCAACCUUAAUGAAAUUAAACAUCACCUGACAUUUUCUGACAUUGAUAACCAAAAACGAAAAUGUGCAACAUCAAACCAAACAAAACCGACUAUUAUUUACCCCAAGACCAAUUUUUCAACGACGUAAUCAUAGACCAAUCCUUCCUAGUCAGAGCUCAAGACCUCAAGAAUAUCGAUUUUGCCAAAGUCAAUGACAAAGAACAACCAUCUCGUACCAACGAACACUGGUACCCUGGCGCCAAUUCUUACUACAACCACGUCGAAGAUAUCGAUCCUUUCAACAAAGUCAACUAUCUCCUGGCCACACCCGAAAUCGUUGACAAAUGUUUACAGAAAAAGGGCCCUUCAACGCAUACUUAUGACGCAUAUACUGAACGCGAAGCUCAAGUCAGAUACUUGGAGUCUAUACCUGUUUCGUUUAUUAUUAUGGGAAAACCCGACAUAGGUCAGAAGGAAUUGGGUAAACGUUUGGCAGAAUAUUGGAAAUGUGUCUACAUAGACCCGCAAACUCUUAUAGAAGAAGAAGUAGAGUCUAAGAGUUGUGCUGGUGAAUGUAUAGAGUUCAAUCUCCGAAACGGUAGGUCCAUAGGCAUAGAUAUCAUCCUGAACCUACUCAAAAAACGUGUUGGUUCCGAUAUUUGCUUACAUAGAGGCUUUGUUAUCUGUGGAUUACCAGUAAUUCCGAACGAUUUGUACGAAGAGGAGCCUAUAUCUACUGAAUCGGCCAUUUUUACCGCUAAAGACAUAUUCCAGAGCAUUUGUAAGACCGUUACAAACAUUUGUUGUUUACCCAGUGACACUCAUAUACUGGACGCAAACUCUAAGGAUAAUGUUAGUCAGGCGAAACAUAAAGAAAAUGAAAAGAUCGAGGAAACUUUUUCAGAAAAUUAUCUGAAAAUUGGCAGAGAUUACGAGAAACAGCUUGAUUUUCUGUUUGAUCUCCUUAACGGUCCUUUCUUUAUCAUAAACGUCUACUGCGGAAGUAUAGAUGUUGUGAAUAGAAGAGAUUCUAACCGAUUUUACCUCCAAACUAGGGAAACCAUCAACCUUCAGAAACAACACUAUAACAAACUUUAUCGAAACAUGUUUCUCUCAGGAAAUAAUUCUGAAUUUGAACAAGAUUUCAUCGAUAUGGAUUCUUUUGAAGUCGACCUCUUCAGACUAAAAGACUUGGUGAAGAUACCUUGUGAUUUUAAUGCUAGCGUCAGUGCUCAACUUGAUUACUACCACUACACUGCUUUACAGUUCAUAAAGAGCAGAGUCCUGGCUCACAGCGCAGAGUAUUUUAUAAAAGUAGACGGUCGGACUACUGUUACACGCAUGCUGAACAUUAUCAAAUCGAGGUUAAACAUCAUGAACGUCCAGAAGGUUCUUAUACCGAACAAAUUAAGCGAUACGGAGCUAGAGGCGUUUUAUACCACUCAAGAAACGUUAUUGGGACCGGAAGACGAAGAAGAACAAAAGGAACAAAAUGAAGAGAAACGCCUAACUCCCAAAGAAUACUUUGAACAACUGAGAAAGGUCCAAGCUCCAAGUAACAAAUACAUGUGGUCUUGGAGCGAUUGGGAGAGUCUAUGUCCUGUCUCUAUGAGGUCAGGAUAUAUUAGAGAAGGUAACGUUAAAUAUGCUGUUCAAUUUAUGAAUAAAAUAUUCUUUCUGUUCGAUAACGAAUCUUAUUUAAAAUUCUAUAGCAACCCCAGACCCUUUUUGCUACCUCCUUUUCCAAAAACCAGCUGCAAAAUUGUCAUUUUUGGACCAAGGCUUAGUGGACGAAGUGCUUUAGCACAGUGCUUAGCCUAUUACUUUGAUGGCACUGUGUUGUCUACGGUAAAAAUCAUGAAGGCUUAUUUGGACGAGAGGCAGGAUGAGUAUCUGAGUAAGAUCAAGAAACUGGCCACCGCCGAAGCUAUAGCUCUACUCAACGAACAAAGGAAGAUUGAGGCGGAGGAACGCGAAAAGGAACGCAUCGAUCAGAUCAGGGAAUGGUUAAAAACCACUAUAGGUUACUUAGAGGAGAUGGUGAAUAUUUUCGACGAAAUCGCCAAAGAGGAGAAAGUAGAACACUUUGAAAUCUCCUCCUUUCCCAUGCAAAUGAAACGAAUAACCACUCAAGACAUGUUGGAGGACACGGAAUUUGCGACUGCUCUAGCAAAAAUACGCGAGGAACUUUUCAAUUUGGGCGUACCGAUUUAUAAAAUGGACGAACAAACUUGGAGAAGUCUCCUGACCGAAAGGAAGAAGUUGCUUCAAUACCUGCCUCUCGAAUUGGCUCAUAAACAAGCCGUUAAACCUGCGACAGCUAAGGACGAUUUUGUUAAAGAGUACGUAAACGAUUCGCUGGCCAGGGCUGGUCUUGGAAACAUCCAGCUCAACGCUGGCGGGCUCUUGGAGACUUUUAUGAGACAUUUUAGAAUAGCCGAGGAGAAAUACAAAUCGAAAGACCUGGGAAACGGUGGUUGGAUCAUCGACGGGAUGAUGUGCAACCUGGAAGUGAUAGACGGGUUUUUCCCGCUGUAUAUCGGCGAUGAAGUGAUCGUUCUGACAGAUCCUGACGGUCAGUUCCUGGAAAAACGAUUCGCCGAUGGUAUCAGUACGUAUUUUAGAGAGUACAAACAGUUUUUUGAAGAUAUCGGACUUCCUGAUGCGGCCCAUCGCAGCCCGUCUAUAUCUUCAACUAAAAGUACUGAAGAAUCUUUCAUCCGUGACGUUCUAGACAACCUUCUAGAUUCGGGAAGUUUUUAUUUUAAUCCCGAAACUAAUAAACCUGAUCCCUCUCAAAGACUAGAAGAAUACAAGAAUGAUUUGCUCGGUUUUCAAAACGACUGGGAGAAGAUUAAGGAAUUUUAUCUUCAGCACAAUAUUACUCCUAGAGAAAUUAACGUUGCGAACAAGUCUUUUCCUCAAUUGUUUCGGGAGGUGAUCAAAAAUAUACAGGAUAAGUACAGAGCGCGAGCUCAUCCUAGGAAGAUUGUAGAGAAAAGUAAUGUACCAAAUGAUUUAGAGGAAAAAGGCAGUGAUUUGGAGACGGAAGACACUACAAUCGUCGGGACAAAACCUGAAGAAAAUAGAGAAAAUAUCUGGACUUAUGGAGACACUUGGCAUUACUGUCCAGUGACACUUCACGAAAAUUGGGUUCUGUGGAAAGGGAAAAGACAGUUUGCUCUGACCUACAACGACCACGAUUACCUUCUAGCUACCGAGAAAGACUACAAGAAGUUUUUGAAAGAUCCUUGGGAAUUUUUACCGUUUUCCGUUAAGAAAUGCCCACCUCCCAGGAUUUGUAUUGUUGGUGUUACUGGAUGUGGUAAAACAACCUUGGCCAAAGAAAUUUCUAAUAAUUAUGGGUUAAUUUAUGUAAGCUAUGAACAUUUUUUGAAGACAUGCUUUAAUGUUCGCGCUAACCAAACGCUUAACGAGUUAGCUACCGAUCGAAAUUCAGUUCUCUACAAUUACUUACAAGGUAACGUACCUCUGCCUGAAAACGCGGUCGAAAAGUUAGCCAAAUACUGGCUCGGAGAACCGUACAAGUCAAAAGGUUUCGUUCUAGAUGAUUUUCCUAGAACUCCGCGUGAUAUUGAGUUUAUGGUACGCAAAAAAUUGAUCCCUGACAUGAUCAUAUACCCUUCCUCGACCGAAUCUUACUUGAAAACGAAAUUUAUCGAUAGAGCACUGAAAUCCUGGCAAGAAUCCAUGGACAAACAUCGGCAAGAAAUCGAGUUAAGACAUAGCAAAGCUCUGGAAAAAUGGAGAGAAGAUAGGGCAAUAAGUUUCAACAUUCUAAUCGAGGAAAAACGCGAAAAAAGAUAUUCAGAACGAAUCCAAGACAAACAAGUCGAUGCAGAACAAAGUGAAACCAACUCGCAAAUCAGUUACGAUUCUGUGGCAGAACAGAAAGACUUGGAAGAAGUAAAUAAAGUUUUGGAUGAAGAAUUUCCUCCUUUAAAAUUUGACGUUCCAACAGAGAACCCUGAGGCCUUCGUGUCGAAGACCAAGCCUUUGAUUUUUAACACCGUCCAAAAGGAUAUCGAACUCAUCAAGAAAAUUAAAGAAAAAGCUUUGUUAGAGGAAAUCCCAUUCAGUGAAAUAUCUUUAAACUUGGAUAACUUCAACAAGACAAUUAUAGCCAGCUAUUUGCUAUUAGAACCCAUAAAAUUCAGGAACGAUUCAUAUCUAGAGCAUUGUUACGAAGUCAGUUUGGAGCUAGCCGAUAGACUGUUAUCUUCAGGUUAUUUUUUUCUGAGUAAAUUCGGAAAAACCUGUCCAGUUCAGUAUUACAACAACAUCGAUCCAUUACAGAUGUACUCGCUAGCCGAAGAAAGGAACACGUUAUAUCCUGUUGUAUACAGGAACUAUAUUUAUUAUUUGAUAGAUCAAAACAAGGAGCAAUUUAUGAAUAAUGUCCUAAAGUAUAUUAAUAAAGAGUUCAAAUUUCCUUUAAUACCUUUCAAGAUUGCUGUAACGGGUCCUCCGAAGUGCGGUAAAACUCUUCUGGCAAAAAGAUUCCAGGAUAGAUACGGGUUUAGUCUGAUUACUAGAGGAAAUGCUGUGAGGUACGUUUUAAAGUACUUGCCCGAAUGUGAUUUGGGGAGGAAUAUGGAAACUGUACUAAGGAAAGGAUGGGAACUAACUGAUGAGAUGGUUAUUAAGAGUGUACAGGCAGCAAGUUUUGAUAAGAAAGCCGCAAGUCAUGGGAUAGUUUUUGAUGGAUUCCCUAAUUCUUUGAACGAGGUAAAGCACUUGGCUUUUCUGGAUCUUUUGCCCAACAUUGUCAUCGACUUGAAAGCUUCUUCCGAACAAGUUUUAGAAUGUUUAUCCCAGGAUAUUCCAAAGUCACCUUUUCCGAAAUACAGUAAAUGUUUUGUACUGCGUUUCUACGAGUUGUGGAGUAAAGAUAGUGGAUGCUUUAGAGAAUGGUUUGAUAGAGAGUACCAAGCUACAGUAUCGCUUCCGAUUGAUCCAUCAAAAUGGAGGCUGUACCACGAGAGUAAGGGUUACCUAGAAAGCACCUUCUGGGAGAUUAAGCACUAUCACCAACACAUCUCGGAAGAUUGGCCUUUGAGGUUAGGAAAUAUGCUAGUGACUCCCUUGGAGUUCUUGGAUAGGCAAACUUCCUAUCGUCAUUACUGCCCUUUGUGCCUGCAUUUCUCAAACAAGCUGGUAUCAGGAGGUGAUCCUCCUGAUAGAACUGGCUUGAUACAGUUCAGAUUCAAUUUUUACUGGAUCUGUAACGAUCACGUAGAUUUUUUUCUGGCAACGCCCGAAUUGUAUCUUCCUCCAUACAAUAAUAACAACAUGCCGGCUAGUUUGCCAAAAGUAGUGGCAUGUCAUGGUACUAUGCCAGAUAAUGUAUACGAAAAUGGAUCUUGUACAGUUUGUUACAAAACUCAAGUGAUUAUUACCAAAGGAAAACUUAAAUUCGCCGUGCUGUACAACGACAAAAUCUACCUCUUCGAUAAGAAAGAAUGUUUGAACACAUUCCUGAAAAAUCCUCAGCAGUUUAUGUUUGGUAUAGAGUUCAGGGCUCCGGUUUAUUCUGACUUGAACUACAAAGAACUUCCGAUCUUAGGGAUGCUCGAGCAAUACAUAGCCAAAGAAGUGAUCGAAGCUGUCUGUUUCAUAUCGAAAAGACGUCCCAUUAUACCAGGCCUGGACGUAAAAUGUUCUGCGCUUAUCGGUUUGGGACUUUUCAUGAAGUCCAAAAACGAUAAGUUGGAUCCGAACUUGAAGAAGUACUAUGAUGAUGGAUUUGAGUUGUUCAACGAAAGAAGGAAGAAGCUUUUGAGGUAUUUGGACUGGAUGACGACUUACAGGAAUCCGUAUUUGCACUAUGAAGAUAUACUGCCUGGUUUCAGAUUGCCUCCUUCUGUUAAAUCGGAGAGUCUUACAACGAUGGUGUCCAAAAUUGUGGAGAAGUGUGUGGAUAAUAUCGAUUUGUAUCUUCAUGAAGGGAGUGGAGAUGAAUGAUGAUUAGAACGAAAAAAUAAUUCAAAGAAAUGUUGAUAUAAUAAGAUUUGUAAUGCUGUUCUUAGAGCAUACUUAUGUUGCUGUUAUAUAUUUUUAACUGAUUUAAUUGUAAUGGGAAAAUUGUAAUAAUAAACUUUUAAUUUGAAUACUGUAUUUUUCCUGGGUAUUUUAUAGUGUGCUAAGGUAAUGUUAGGUAUUAACUUAUGUAACAAUAAAAUUGGCACAUGUAUUGUUCAUUUAUAAUACAGAGUGGCCCAUCGAAAACGUUCCGCAAGGCAUAACGGCCAGAGUAAAUUUUUUUUCAGAAAAUUUCAAAACACGUCAAUUUUGUUAGAAGCUAUGGAGGUAUUCGUAUUGGGCCAAGUUGCCAUGGUAAGUACGCUGAGUAUAAGAAAAUUAGCCAAUGAGACCGGCGCACAGUGGGCAAAAAUCCAGAACUAUGUGGCAAAAAUUAUUUUAUUGUACGAUUUCAUUCAAAUUUGGUAAAAACAUUCUAUGCCAGUAGCCCGUGAACCCAGUUAGUUUUGGCU
Molecule: messenger RNA, 6764 nt
Organism: Sitophilus oryzae (rice weevil)
Lineage: Eukaryota; Metazoa; Arthropoda; Insecta; Coleoptera; Curculionidae
Product: adenylate kinase 9-like
Exons: 1
Coding region: 331-6234 (1967 amino acids)
Biological process (GO): nucleobase-containing compound metabolic process
Cellular component (GO): cytoplasm
Molecular function (GO): AMP kinase activity; ATP binding
Source: RefSeq, a predicted model, not a curated record